CACGCCGGAACGACGCCCUUCUCGGUGGCGAGCGGGAGGAAGAGUCCCGGUCCCGGAGGGCGGGGUUUGCAGCAGCCGGGGUCGUCAUGGCUACCGAGCCCGAGACCCCUGUGGCAGCCUUGGCUGCGAAGCCCGCGGUGCCAUCGCUUGUGGAUCGUUACUUCACUCGCUGGUACAAAGCGGAUGUCAAAGGAAAACCCUGUGAGGACCACUGUAUACUACAGCAUUCUAACCGAAUAUGUGUCAUCACACUGGCAGGAUCUCAUCCAGUUCUUCAAAGUGGAAAAACAAUUAAAAGCAUUUCUUAUCAAAUCAGUACCAACUGUAGCAGACUUCAGAACAAAGUCUCUGGGAAAUUUAAGCGGGGGGCACAGUUUCUAACAGAACUUGCACCUCUGUGUAAGAUUUACUGCUCAGAUGGAGAAGAAUACACCAUAUCUAGCUGUGUUAGAGGACGGUUGAUGGAAGUGAAUGAAAACAUUCUCCAUAAGCCAUCUCUUCUUCAAGAGAAGCCAUCCACUGAAGGCUACAUUGCAGUUGUGCUGCCCAAAUUUGAAGAAAGUAAAAGCAUAACAGAAGGGUUACUGACACAAAAACAGUAUGAAGAAGUCGUGUUGAAACGCAUCAGUGCCACAACAGCUACCUCUUGAGUCCUGAGCUGGAGUAAAAAGCAGCCCAGCAUUCUUCUCCUUACCUGUACUACCAGCUGGUGCACUAAGGAAGAAUCAGCAUAGGUGAAGCAUACUUCACACCCGGCCAUUCGCAGGGAGGCCUGAUCUUAAAACCUGAUCUAGUUUUCUUCUUUGUCUUGCAUAAGAACCUUGAUUCCAUAUUGUCUUCAACCUCCCAGAUCUACCUGCCUGUGUACUCACUCUGUUCUUGUUUUGCUUUUUCUCUUUUUAUCAUCCUGUAACCCAUUAGUAAAUACUAGGUUUUGACAUAAUUCUGUUUGAAUGUUAUGGCAUGGUUAUUGUUUUUGCCUCAAUUUUCCAUCACUUUGAACUUGAGAAACAACUGGCCUCUCUUACCCAAUCUGCUUCAGUGUGACACCACCGAAACAUCUGGUCACAACCCUUUGUCCCAACUCCUCCCCCUUAGGUUGCCGGGAAGAGGCAGGGUGUAGAGUGUACCUUCUCUGUUCCUAUGGGUUGGCCUUCAUCUCUAAACAAUGUAGCAGUGUAACACUGUGGCUUCUUAAUGAGGUACACAUGAAAAGGCUUUGAAAGGGGCUUUGCUAACAUGAAAGUAUUAUAAUGUGAGGUUAAGUAACAUAUGCAUUUGUGGCCACUUAGCCUCACACUCUAGUUACAGGGUAACCAGCACAGAAGUUACUGUAAUUCAAAGACACAGAUGCCUUUGAACAGAACAAAAGCUUUCACAUUAUUUAAAAAAGAAAAAACUAUGACUUUAUGGUUUAAGAUUGUAUACUUGUUUACAUUGAAUUUCAAAUAAAAGGACUUUUAAAGUUGUUAUUUUUCCUUAAGGGCUGCAACACAUACAUACAUAUAAAUAUUUCUGUUUUUAAAUAAAACGAUUAUCCUUGAUGUGUAGAUUCUUUUGGUUCUCCAUCAUCUUGUGCUGUUGAAGUCAUAAGUUAUCUGUUUCCUAUCCCCACUUGCAUUUAAAUAAGAGACUAUUCUCAUUUCAGGUAUGUAAACUAUUUUGUAAAUA
Hippopotamus amphibius kiboko is the source of this 1671-nucleotide messenger RNA. Its product is annotated as protein Abitram. Gene Ontology annotation, molecular function: actin filament binding; actin monomer binding. The transcript is spliced from 6 exons. The record is from RefSeq and is a predicted model, not a curated record. NCBI's taxonomy places the organism in Eukaryota, Metazoa, Chordata, Mammalia, Artiodactyla, Hippopotamidae. Gene Ontology annotation, biological process: regulation of actin filament polymerization; dendrite morphogenesis; regulation of filopodium assembly. Gene Ontology annotation, cellular component: dendrite; nucleus; filopodium tip. The coding region runs from base 87 to 650 and encodes 187 amino acids.